UCUGACAUAACCUCACUUUAUACACACAUCACAAUUGGCCAAUUUUUUGUGUAUAACCACCAAUUUAUUUCCCUUAUUUACGUGAAACACUUUAUUUUCGUGUAAAAUUAAUAAGGUUUGAUUAUUUAUCGUACUAGAGCCACAAUUUAAGUAAAAGCCGGUUUCUAACCUCAAUCUUUUGCGACUUGGAAAAUGAGUUUUUUGCGCUGUGGUUUCACUCGUGUCCGUUAUUUUUGCACUCAAAGUCUUGUUCCGAAAGCCCCGACUCGUUCUAAAAUCGACCGGGAUAAGUUGCCCCCACGCACAAGCAUUGAUGCUAAAACUAUAGCCCUUUUAGAGCGCUUAUCACUCGUCGAUUGUGCCAACAAGCAAGGGAUUGAGACCCUAGAAGGGGCUAUUGCGUUCGCCGACCAAAUCCAGCAAGUGGAUACUUCGAACAUCGAGCCUUUGGUGACGGUUUUGGAAGACAGGCCGUUGCGUACGAGGGAAGACCACGUCAGUGAAGGUAAUUGCCGGGAGGAUAUUCUCCGAAACGCUGAAAUCACCGAAGAGGAGUAUUUCGUCGCGCCCCCCGGGAACAUCCCCCUCGAGCCCCGUGAGGAUUUACUCCACGAUGACGUUCGAAAAAAUCGCGAAACUGUGUGA
Messenger RNA from Tribolium madens (black flour beetle), 645 nucleotides. RefSeq names its product glutamyl-tRNA(Gln) amidotransferase subunit C, mitochondrial (gene GatC). The record is from RefSeq and is a predicted model, not a curated record. Gene Ontology annotation, cellular component: mitochondrion; glutamyl-tRNA(Gln) amidotransferase complex. Gene Ontology annotation, biological process: regulation of translational fidelity; glutaminyl-tRNAGln biosynthesis via transamidation; mitochondrial translation. Gene Ontology annotation, molecular function: glutaminyl-tRNA synthase (glutamine-hydrolyzing) activity. Lineage: Eukaryota; Metazoa; Arthropoda; Insecta; Coleoptera; Tenebrionidae. The transcript has 2 exons. The coding region runs from base 193 to 645 and encodes 150 amino acids.